AUGGCUCCUGAGGUGUGUAGUCUAGUCGAUCAUCAUUUUGUGCUUGAGGAUGGCCUUAAAAAAGAGUUUAGAGGCAAUUAUGAAAUUUCCAGAGAUGUCAGUCUUGAGUGGAUUUCCAGGCUACUGAUUGAGAGGGGGGAUUAUCCGGCAGUUCCCAUAAACUUUGAGUAUCCCUGUGGUUUAGUUACGGGGUGGCCACAAUGGGUUGACCAUGAGCUAAAAGAUGAGGCCACGAGAAUUAGACUUUCAGAGGCUGCUGUUCUUUCUUCUGUAUUCAUCUCUGCUCAUUGUGAUAUCAACAGGGAUGUGGAGUCUCUUCGUCAUGUAGUUCGAAGAUGGAAUCCUCACACGCAUACCUUUGUUUGCGAGUGGGGAAAGUUUACCCCUACUUUGGAGGAUGUCUUGAACAUUAUGAGGCUUCCCAUUACUGGUUCAGUCAACCCUCUUGGCUUUGAUUUUGACUCAGAGAAGUUGCAGGUUCUUGUAGAAGGGGCCUCCAGUGUCAAAGGAAGUAAGCGCCGUUUCUCAAAUUGGGUGAAGCAUUUUUGGGGUGUUACUGAAAAUGGGGUAUUUGUCCCAAGUAAAGGCUUUAAUUCUAGUUACCGUCUGGAAGCAAUGCUAUCCCUGUGGCUGACGAAAUUUGUCUUCAUUGAGUUCUCUUAUGAGUAUGUUGAAGAGCGCCUGUUUCCCUUGGCAAUUGCAAUAGCACCCGGCAGUAGGUUUCCUUUGGGAUCAAUGUUUCUUGGUCACGUCUAUCGUCUGCUUGACUAUAUCGUUGUUGACGAAUUGGAGAGCGUUGGUCGGUGUGGAGUUACUACAUUGGUUUCUACCACCUUUCUGCAAGUAUUUAUCUGGGAACGGUUCAAAGGAUUAAAGAUGGAGCCCCUGACCAUGAGUCUCUCUUUGGAAUUGUACAACAACGACAAGGAAGGCAGCAAGCAAGCACAGACCAAAUAUUUGCCACCGGUACUCCCUCUGCUGUGUCGUUGGUUCAAAAGGAGACAAGAUAAGACUGUGUUUGCUCCGAGCAUGUUAGACGACGUGAAUAAUUUCAUCUGGCAACCCUUUCUCCAAUCUUCUGAGUUUGAGACUUUUUCGUUUUCUGGUAGAGAAGAGCAGUGUACUACAGCUCUAGGUCGGGUUGAGCUAUACAUGACUGUUUGCCCAAACUUUAUCCCGUCCAUCAGUGAGGAUAAGGAAGACUUGGAUAUUUUCCCAGUUGUUUAUUCUCCUAACAGAGUGAUGCGACAACUUGGUUGCCUUCAGGACGCUCCCUCACCUCCACCUCGCUCUCUUAACUCUAAGACCACAAGCUUUUCUCAUAUGGAGCGUAGAUGUGUGCUCGACUUCUCUGGCAGAAUUGCGGACUUCCCAUCUCAGUUACCAGGGAAUGCCGCGAAUGCUAACUCCUCCCCUGCCUAUAGUUGUUAUUGGAGGGGGGUGUUGUGCCGGUUCAGGCUUUUUGUGGAAGCCGGCAGUCCUCGGCUAGAGUUGGGGCCUAUUACCAGCAGUAGGUUGGCUAGCCCCAAGGCUGUACUGACUUAUGCUGAAAAGCAUAACCUCACCUAUAUUGAAGUGUACAGCGAUGGUGCUAGAAAGAUUGUCGGCUAUUUAAAGGGUUUUGAAACUAAGAGGGUAAAGGGAGAGGAAAAGAAGUGCGAUAAGAAGAUGGGUGAUAAGGGUGAUGCAAGGGAACACAACACUCAGAAGCCUAUUCGGCGUUUCAAGCCCAAGGUGGAUUUUGAUAAGUUUAUGCAUACGACCCAACACGGAGUCAAAUUGAUGAUUCCCCCAAGCAUGCCUCUUCAAAAGAACAAGGAGGUAAAGAAGAAAAGAUCUUCAACAUCCCGAGCAGGCGGUACUUCUCAUGCAAAGCAAGUGAAUGCUACCAGUUUUGAAGUGAAGAAAGGGGUGAAGAGAGAGGCCGGUGCAGAUUUUGAUGUCCCUCUUCGUCGAAGCAACCGUGUGAAGUCUAAGAGUUCUCCUUCUCCUCGUGGUCCUCCAGCUUAUCUUGAGUUAUCUGAAUUUGAUCACGAAGAGGGUUCUCAAGGGGGUCCAACCGAUUCUUCAAAAGAGGAUCAUACUAAUCUUUCAAAAGGGGCAUCUGAUCAUCUGCCUGAAGCGCCUCCCAUGAUUAGCCAAGAUGGUGACGAUCAGGGAGCUAAAACUGCUUCUCUUUCGUUGGUUAUCGAAGAUGAAGGCAUGAGUGAUGGCGAUAAGGUUGUCGAAGAUAAAGGCGUGAGUGAUGGUGAUAAGGUUGUCGAAGAUGAAGGCAUGAGUGAUAGUGAUAAGGCCUUUAAAAACGGUAGUGUGAGCAAUGACAAUCAAGUUGAUGCGGGAUUUGAGCCUUUGCAGCAUAGUCCGAGUGAAAGUGAAAAUAAUGAUCAGGAGCAGGAUCAUCCUUCAAGUGUUGGUAAGAGUAAUGACGGGGUUGGUCAUGACACGGCAGUACAUGCCUUAGUUGAGUCUGAUAAGCACGCUCCAGGAAUUGAUAAGGUGACUAUCAUUCAGACUUAA
Messenger RNA from Rosa chinensis, 2517 nucleotides. RefSeq lists its product as uncharacterized. The transcript has 5 exons. The coding region runs from base 1 to 2517 and encodes 838 amino acids. Gene Ontology annotation, biological process: meristem development; meristem maintenance. Lineage: Eukaryota; Viridiplantae; Streptophyta; Magnoliopsida; Rosales; Rosaceae. The record is from RefSeq and is a predicted model, not a curated record.